Messenger RNA from Drosophila grimshawi, 4599 nucleotides. RefSeq names its product cGMP-dependent protein kinase, isozyme 2 forms cD5/T2 (gene for). Gene Ontology annotation, molecular function: cGMP-dependent protein kinase activity; ATP binding. Gene Ontology annotation, biological process: protein phosphorylation. The transcript has 9 exons. The record is from RefSeq and is a predicted model, not a curated record. NCBI's taxonomy places the organism in Eukaryota, Metazoa, Arthropoda, Insecta, Diptera, Drosophilidae. Bases 426 to 3689 code for a protein of 1087 amino acids.
AACAACAACAAUAACAGUGACAAAAAUUUAAAAAGUGCAGCGACGCUGACGUUCACGUCGUCGCCUGCAUGUGUGUGCCUUAAUUUUGUGCUUCCUGUGGAGAACAGACAACAAGCAGUGGCAAUAAAAUAUAUACAUACAUAUAUAUACAUAAAAAUAAAAGCAACAAGUGGAAAUAAUAACAACAGCUUUCUUUAAAAGCCGGCUGCGCAGCGUCAUCAAGAAGAAGCAGCAGCAGCAGCAGCAGAAGAGCUUGCGCGUGAGAGAGGAAAAAAAGAGAGGCGCGUGAGUGAGAGUGUACUCCAACAACAACAACAAUCAACAAUUACUCUCUCUUUGGAAUUUUCAACAAGUUGUCAAAAUGUGUGCGUUUAACCCACUGAGCGAAUUCCACGUGGCGGCGGUUCUUAAAGAAAGCCGCCUGGAUGCGUUUUUGCUUUGAUCGGCUGUGUUUCGCAACCAAGCGGCCAGCCAAUAACAAUAGCAACAGCCACCAACACAACCAACCACACAGCGGCACCAAUGAGCCGUGCAGCAGCAACAGUGACACCACCGCAAUCACCGCACCACCACCAGCACCACCCGUCAAUGUCUAUGCCGAAUACCAGAAGCUGCAGCCAGCGAUAAUCAGCAGAGACGACACCGAGGCCAAGCCGCCGGACAUCUCAGAGAACAGUCGCGAACAGCCGCCAACAGCACAAACACAAACACAAACACAAGCACCACCCAGCACCACCACCACCACCACCACCAGCAUCAGCACCAACACCACCACAACCUCAACGAGCAGUGUAAACAUCGCAAAGCAUCGCUAUCGGCGCCAUAGCAGCGCCGAAGAUCAGCCGAAGAUUCUGAUUCCGAUUCCGAGAGCGAAUUCGAAUACGAAUUUGCGCAAAGCGGUCAGCAUGCAGCAGGAGCCGAAUGCCAACUAUCAGUUUCAGCCCGACCUGGGUCUGGUGAACAUCGUCAACAACAAUAACAACAAUAAUAAUAAUAUUAAUAAUAAUAGCUUUGCUCAGAGCAGUGGCGGCAUCGUACAGCUGCCCGUUGGCUAUCUCGGUUUGGAGCAGACAGCGGCGGGUCUGCGCCUGAUACCCGCCCCCGCGCCACCCUGCCAUACGGAUUUGCUGACGCAUACGCUGAUCUACGGCACACUGCCAUCGGGUACACCACAGCACACAGAUCAACGCAGUCUGCUGCAUCAGCAGGAGCUGGUGCUGCAGCAGCGCUAUCAGCAAUUGCAACAGUUGCAGGCACAGACACAGGGCAUCUAUACCGCAUCCGGUAGUCCAGUGCCGGUGCACUAUCAGCCGACGCCGACCAGUCAGCCGGUGGCCAUACCUGGCGCCUGUCACUCGCCCACCACUCAGCAACAGCAACUACAGCAGCAACAGCUACAGCAGCAGCAGCAACAGCAACAGCUACAGCAGCAGCAGCAGCAGCUGCCACCCACUUCUUUGGCGCUGGCACAACAUAUGCAGGGUUUGCGGAUUUCUGGCUGUACGCCGGGCAGCAGCUCGGCCACACCCUCGCCGGUGGGCAUGGCCGAUGCAACGCUUAUGCUGGGCAAUGCCUAUGUGGCGGCCACACAGCAGGAGGAGCGCUUCAUCCAAAUCAUCCAGGCAAAGGAGUUAAAAAUCCAGGAGAUGCAGCGAGCCCUGCAGUUUAAAGACAACGAAAUUGCCGAACUGCGCUCGCACCUGGACAAAUUCCAGAGUGUCUUCCCCUUCAGCCGGAGCAGCGCUGCCGGUUCAACUUCACCCAACGCUGGCAACGGAUCUGCUGCCGGAGCGGGUCCAAAUUCGGCAACGGGUGCCACACGGAAGUCGGGGCAAACGUUUCAGCGGCAACGUGCUCAGGGCAUCUCUGCUGAGCCGCAAAGUGAAACCAUGGUGCUCCUCGAGCAUGUCAGCCUGCCCAAAUACGAAAAGGAUGAACGCUCCCGUGAACUUAUCAAAGCGGCCAUUUUGGAUAACGAUUUCAUGAAGAAUUUGGACUUGUCGCAAAUACGCGAAAUUGUCGAUUGCAUGUAUCCAGUUAAAUAUCCAGCCAAAAAUCUAAUCAUCAAGGAGGGAGAUGUCGGCAGCAUUGUAUAUGUUAUGGAAGAUGGACGCGUCGAGGUCUCACGCGAGGGUAAAUAUCUAUCCACACUCUCUGGCGCCAAGGUACUGGGCGAAUUGGCAAUACUGUACAACUGCCAGAGGACGGCGACAAUCACAGCGAUCAGCGAGUGCAAUCUGUGGGCGAUUGAGCGUCAAUGCUUCCAGACGAUCAUGAUGCGCACCGGCCUCAUCCGACAGGCGGAGUACACGGAUUUCCUCAAGAGCGUUCCCAUUUUCAAAGACUUGGCCGAGGAUACUCUAAUCAAAAUCUCCGAUGUCCUGGAGGAGACGCACUAUCAGCGCGGUGAUUACAUUGUGCGGCAGGGAGCACGAGGCGACACCUUCUUCAUCAUAUCGAAGGGCAAGGUGAAGGUGACGAUCAAGCAGCAGGAUACGCAGGAGGAGAAGUUCAUACGAAUGCUUGGCAAGGGUGAUUUCUUUGGCGAGAAAGCCCUCCAAGGUGAGGAUAUGCGCACAGCCAACAUUAUUUGUGAAUCCCCUGAGGGUGUCAGCUGUUUGGUCAUUGAUCGCGAGACAUUCAAUCAGCUGAUCUCGAGUCUGGAUGAGAUCAAGCAUCGCUACGACGACGAAGGUGCCUUGGAGCGCAGAAAAAUCAAUGAGGAGUUCCGCGACAUUAAUCUGACAGAUUUGCGUGUGAUUGCCACAUUGGGUGUGGGUGGCUUUGGACGCGUUGAGCUGGUGCAAACGAAUGGCGAUAAUUCGCGCUCCUUUGCCCUCAAGCAGAUGAAGAAGUCACAGAUUGUGGAGACGCGCCAGCAGCAGCACAUCAUGUCAGAGAAGGAGAUCAUGGGCGAGGCCAAUUGCCAGUUUAUAGUCAAGCUGUUCAAGACGUUCAAGGACAAGAAAUACCUGUACAUGCUGAUGGAGAGCUGCCUGGGCGGAGAGCUCUGGACCAUAUUGCGGGACAAGGGCAACUUUGAUGAUGCCACAACGAGAUUCUACACGGCCUGCGUAGUGGAGGCAUUCGACUAUCUGCACUCGCGCAACAUUAUCUACAGGGAUCUGAAGCCGGAGAAUCUGCUGCUGGACGAGAAGGGCUAUGUGAAGCUUGUAGACUUUGGUUUUGCCAAGAAACUGCAAACGGGCCGCAAAACGUGGACAUUCUGUGGCACGCCCGAAUAUGUGGCACCCGAGGUGAUAUUGAAUCGUGGCCAUGACAUUAGCGCCGACUACUGGUCGCUCGGUGUGCUCAUGUUUGAGCUCCUAACGGGUACUCCACCGUUUACGGGUUCGGAUCCGAUGCGCACCUAUAACAUAAUACUUAAGGGCAUCGAUGCCAUCGAAUUUCCGCGCAACAUUACGCGCAACGCCAGCAAUCUGAUCAAGAAACUCUGUCGCGAUAAUCCCGCCGAGCGUUUGGGCUAUCAGCGAGGCGGUAUUAGCGAGAUACAGAAACACAAGUGGUUUGACGGCUUCUACUGGUGGGGUCUGCAGAAUGGUUCGCUGGAGCCGCCGAUUAAGCCGAGCGUAAAGAGCGUUGUCGAUACGACCAAUUUCGAUGACUAUCCGGCCGAUCCGGAAGGACCGCCACCCGAUGAUGUCAGCGGCUGGGAUAAGGAUUUCUAAAUGUAGACGACGUAUGGGAAUAUGUUGACGCUGCUCUCUGUCUUUCUCUCUCUGUCUCUCUCUGGAGACCUUAGUCGCGUAGCUGCUACAAUUUGUGAAAAUAACGACGAUGAAACGAUCUGAACGGUCUUAACUAGUGCGCCAUUUUUGUACGCCAAAGCAAUAGUCAGGGUCCGGCUUGAUGAACGAAAGCUGAGCCCCAAAAGUAGCAGUCGCAUCGCCUAGGGUCCGCAUCAUAAAAGUCCAUAUCCACACACAACCACAGACAACCACAGACACCCACAGACAACCACACACACACGCAUUGAAACAGCUCAAGAAAGCAGCUCAUUGUCACAGCGAUCUGAGGUAUCACGAUUAAAUUGUGCAACAAUAUGAAUUUACUAACGAGUUUAUAAACUAUUAUUAUGUAAAGAUUGAGAAAUCUAUAUUUUCUAGUUCAUUGGAUAUCAAUAUAGAAAUUGUAAGUAGGUUCCUGUGCAUAUUGGCAUUGCUCUCGUCAAUCCAUGUGCAUUGUGUAAAUUGUUUUCUCCAUCUAACUAUGUAAAAAUUACAAUAAUAUUUGUUAAAUGUACCAAGUGCAAACACACACACACACACACAUACACCCAUAUAGAUACAAAUCGGGUUGCCUUAUAGUCUGUAAGCAAAUUUGUUUAAGAAAUUAUAUGACCAAUACCCUCAUGACCAUAACAAUUAAUUUUACUUCUUUGUUUUCUACAAACUGUCUGUCAUUUGUAAUGGCUCUAAGCACUUGUGGAUCAAUAUUCUAAUUAUUCUUCAAUCAUUAGGCUUAGACAUCAUUAUUUCUAUAUUUUAAUGCGUACAAUGUGUCGCUUUUUUUAAAUUGACUUCUUUUUAAGUAAAUUCAGCUAGAAACUUAAUAAAUAACAAAUUUAUGCGCCUUUAA